AGCCGGUGCGCUUGGUUCUUCUGGUUCUUUUUUUCACAGAGCAUUUAGCUUCUCGUAUCAUAGCGCGUAUAUUUCUAUCUCUACGUAGGUGUCUGGAUCAUCAUGUACAGAAAUGUCUACAAUGCUCUUGAACGGUUUUCGGCGGGAGAAUAUUAUCAUUUAGUGCUUGCGUGUUACAGCGAAGAUGGAUUCCGCGGCAGAGAGUGCCCCGGUUAAGUUCACCGUCGUGGACUACGUGGUGUUCGCCCUGAUGCUGGUGGUGUCCGUGGGCAUCGGCGUGUAUAGCUCCCUUAAGGGCAAAGGGGCGUCCUCCACCCAGGACUUCCUGCUGGGGGGCCGAGACAUGUCUAUGGCGGCCGUAGCCUUGUCUCUGACCGGGGGCGUCAUCUCCGCCAUAGCCAUUCUAGGCCUGGCGACGGAAGUUUACCUCUACGGCACGCAGAUAGUGACAAACAUCUUCGGGUGUGCUCUUGGCGUGUUGCUUGUGAGGAACGUCAUUCUGCCUGUGGUUUACCCCCUGAAGCUUGUGUCCAUAUACCAGUAUAUCGAGGUGAGGUUCCGGUCUCGGCCGCUUCGGAAGUAUGCUUCAACCUGCCAGGUCAUGUCUUCGUGCUUCUACCUGGGGAUCUGCCUGUACGCGCCCUCCCUCGCCCUCUCCUCCGUCACGAACCUCCCCACCUGGGCCUCCGUCAUCAUCAUGGGCAGCAUCUGCACCUUCUAUAUCACAAUUGGCGGCGUAAAGGCCGUGGUGUACACUGACGUCAUUCAAACGAUGCUCAUGUUCUUCGGCGUUCUGGCUGUGGUCAUCCUGUGCUGGACUGACGUGGGCGGCUUCGAUCAGGUGUGGGACAUAGCCGCCCAGGGACAGCGCCUCGAGUUCUUCAACCUGGACACGAGCCCGUACACCCGCCACACCCUGUGGUCGACGACGGUGAUCGGCAUCUUCAUGGUGUUCAGCUUCCUGGGCGUCGCGCAGCCCCCGUACCAGCGCUUCGCCUCGGCCCCGACCCUUGCCCACGCGCAGAGGCUGCCUUUGUUUUUCCUGCUGGGUAUGAUUUUGCUGUGGGGCGUCUUCUACACGUCGGGUCUCGUGGCGUACGCUCUCUACAAGGACUGCGACCCGCUCACCUCAGGCAAGAUCGAGAAGCCGGACCAGAUCAUCCCUUUCAUGGUCACCGAUAAGCUGAGCCACCUGACCGGGGUCGCCGGGCUCUUCGUGGCUGCUGUGUACGGAGGCGUCCUCAGUAUGCGCUCCCUGGGCCAACACCAAAGGCGCAACGGCAGGUUUGUCGGUCUCUCUUGUCUUCAACAUAUGGAUGGUGAUCGGAAGGUACUUCGUGAGUGGCAAAAAGCCAGUGCGUCUCCCGCUGUCCGUUGAGGGCUGUCCCCAGGAGACCGUGGGAGGAGUCCUUCUGAAUGCCACCGUCAGCGCCCUCGCCAACGCCACUCUAACUAUUGCCACGAACACAACCGCAGCCCCAGCAAAAGUGGCUAAAAAUACCAUCUACGAUAUUUCCUAUUGCUUCAACGGCGGCAUCGGAAUCGUACUCAACUACGUAGUCAGCAGUCUCGUGUCUGUGUGCACAGGCCCAUGUUUGCCUGGACAAAUCGAGGAGCGCUUGGUGUACACUCCCUGUCUUCGCUUUUAUCGGACUGUUUACCGGCUGGUUGGAGGGCAAGGGCGCCUGCACGACGAAGCCGGCAAAAAGCCCGAAGACAAGGAGGAGGCAAUGGGAAUGCUGCCGACUCACUGAUUUAGGAGCGGCAAGCAAGCACUUCCUUACAACUAUUAGUUUAAUAAACACAUUUCAUAAAGUUUAUUGUAAUAUGCUUGGUAAUGUAACAACUUUCUCUCCAUGAUUUCUAGGUAAUUAAUAUUUUUUCAGAAAAAAAAAAAACUCACAUUAAUGAGGCCUUUCUUUGAUUACA
Messenger RNA from Penaeus vannamei (Pacific white shrimp), 1929 nucleotides. The record is from RefSeq and is a predicted model, not a curated record. Lineage: Eukaryota; Metazoa; Arthropoda; Malacostraca; Decapoda; Penaeidae.